Molecule: messenger RNA, 2630 nt
Organism: Drosophila subpulchrella
Lineage: Eukaryota; Metazoa; Arthropoda; Insecta; Diptera; Drosophilidae
Gene: Spg7
Product: paraplegin
Exons: 7
Coding region: 22-2484 (820 amino acids)
Biological process (GO): protein-containing complex assembly; mitochondrial protein processing
Cellular component (GO): membrane; m-AAA complex
Molecular function (GO): zinc ion binding; ATP hydrolysis activity; ATP-dependent peptidase activity
Source: RefSeq, a predicted model, not a curated record
CACCGCUUCCGUGAUUUGGAAAUGAUGUUGAAGGGCCUGCGGCAUGUGCGGAAUGUGCUGCAGCGCGGCGGCUCUCAGUUGGCCCAGAUCCGCGGUGCCACGGGGCAGCCCCAAAGGAUUUGUCAGGAGCUAUCGCUGCUCCAACUCAGCCGGCGGCAGGUGAUGCAGCUGCAGACGGAGUACAAGGCGAUUGUGGGCUUGAUAGCCCGCUCACUGCAACUGACCCCCAAGGAGGUCCGACUGAUGCACCUGCGCAGCCUGAGCACCGCAGGAAAACCUCCCGCUCCCACGGAGGGCAAGGCGGAAAAGUCGACCAAGGACGGAUCCAAGACUGAAGGUGAUUCCUCCAAGGAAAAGCAAAAGCAAGCUGUCGCGGCGGAGGGCAGUGAGAAGAGCAGCAAAGCCUCCCAAGACGAAGGCUCCAGUAGUCCGAAUCCCAGCCCAAGCAGCUCCACCGGCGAACCCGGCGAGGAUCCCAACAAAAACAGCAACGAGAAUGAUGAAAAGAUGCGUUCUGUACUGACCAAGGCCGUGCUUUGGCUUUUUACCAUCUAUAUGUUUGUAGCCUUCUUCUCCUUGCUGAUUACCCCGCGUUCCGAGAGACCAGAGGGCUCCACGCGCUAUGUGUCCUGGAAUGAGUUCGUCCACCAUAUGCUGGCCGUGGGUGAGGUCAAGGAGCUGAUCAUACGGCCCGACAUGGAGAUGGUCACCAUCAUCCUGCACGAGGGUGCGGUCAUAAAGGGCCGGAAGGUGUCGUCCACAAUCUUUCACAUGGCGGUGGCUGACGCCAACAGGUUCGAGGAGAAGCUACGUGAGGUGGAGAAGCGGCUGGGCAUCAAGGAUGGUGUGCCGGUGACCUACGACCGCCAGACGGACACCACCGGCCGCAUCCUCAUGCUGCUGCUUGUCUGCGCCCUGCUCGUGUCCAUUGCCACCCGCAUGAAGAGCAUGAAGAGUCCCCUCAGCAUGGAUUCGUUUAACCAAAUGGGCCGCGCCAAGUUCACGCUGGUUGAUCCCUUCGACGGCGGCCGCGGCGUGCUCUUUCGUGACGUGGCUGGUCUCAGCGAGGCCAAGCAGGAGGUAAAGGAGUUUGUCGAUUACCUUAAGUCCCCGGAGAAGUACCAGCGCCUGGGGGCGAAGGUUCCGCGCGGAGCCCUGCUCCUGGGUCCGCCGGGAUGCGGCAAGACGUUGCUGGCCAAGGCGGUGGCCACCGAGGCCCAGGUGCCGUUCCUUAGCAUGAACGGUUCAGAGUUCAUAGAGAUGAUCGGUGGCCUGGGGGCGGCGCGAGUGCGCGAUCUCUUUAAGGAGGGCAAGAAACGGGCGCCGUGCAUUAUCUAUAUCGACGAGAUAGACGCCAUCGGUCGGCAACGUUCGGGAACGGAGAGCAUGGGGCAGGGCAGCUCUGGCGAGUCAGAGCAGACACUUAACCAGCUGCUGGUCGAGAUGGACGGCAUGGCCACCAAGGAGGGUGUGCUCAUGCUGGCCAGCACGAAUCGGGCGGAUAUCCUAGACAAGGCCCUUCUGCGACCCGGUCGCUUUGAUCGCCACAUCCUCAUAGAUUUACCUACGCUGGCGGAACGCAAGGAGAUCUUCGAGAAACACUUGUCGUCGGUGAAAUUGGAGUCGCCGCCCACGACCUUUUCGCAGCGAUUGGCACGUCUGACGCCGGGUUUCUCAGGUGCUGACAUCGCCAACGUGUGCAAUGAGGCUGCCCUGCAUGCGGCCCGAAAUACCCAAAAGGAGGUCAGCAGCAAGAACCUAGAGUAUGCUGUGGAGAGACUAGUUGGCGGCACUGAGAAGCGUUCGCACGCUUUGUCGCUGGCGGAGCGCAAGGUGAUCGCGUAUCACGAAUCCGGACACGCUCUGGUGGGCUGGAUGCUGCCCAACUCGGACAUCUUGCUCAAGGUGACCAUUGUGCCGCGCACCAGUUUGGCGCUGGGAUUCGCCCAAUACACCCCUAGCGAACAGCAUUUGUACAGCAAGGAGGAGCUGUUCGACAAGAUGUGCAUGGCGCUGGGCGGUCGGGCAGCCGAGAAUCUUAUAUUCAAUCGCAUAACGACGGGCGCUCAGAACGACCUGGAAAAGGUGACGAAGAUUGCAUACUCGCAGAUCAAGAAGUUCGGCAUGAACGAGACCCUGGGACCCAUCUACGUCCGGGACGCGGAUGAGACGGAGGGCGGUGGUGCGAUGGGCAGCGGUGGCAAGAAGCCAUUCUCGCGAGCUAUGGAAAGCAUGAUCGACAACGAGGCGCGGCAUGUGGUGGCCAGCGCCUACCAAACCACCGAGGGGAUACUCGCUUUGCAUCGCGAUAAGCUGGAAAAGCUGGCUGAAGCUCUGCUUGAGAAGGAAACACUGGACUACGACCAGGUGGUGGAACUGAUUGGACCGCCGCCGUACGAUCUAGGGAAGCGGCAAGUGGAUGGUGUGGAGUUCGAGCAGUCACUGAAGAACCUGGGCAGCGACACGGACGCCACGAAAGCCUGAGGCUUUGAGUAGAACUCAAAUUCAGAGUCAUAGUCCCAGAGUCACAGUCAUUCAUCAUACGCCACGUGCCCCGAGUCGCUCACCUUUCCGCCCGCCCUGGUUCAUGUUCGUUGAAUGUAAAUAAAGUUGUUUACCUUUUAAAUGAU